This is a messenger RNA of Nannizzia gypsea CBS 118893, 939 nucleotides long. Its product is annotated as deoxyribonuclease tatD. Bases 1 to 939 code for a protein of 312 amino acids. Gene Ontology annotation, molecular function: 3'-5'-DNA exonuclease activity. Gene Ontology annotation, cellular component: cytosol. The record is from RefSeq and is a predicted model, not a curated record. Lineage: Eukaryota; Fungi; Ascomycota; Eurotiomycetes; Onygenales; Arthrodermataceae. The transcript has 5 exons.
AUGGGGGAUUCAGCCAAAGAACGAAAAUACAUUGACAUCGGUAUCAAUCUAGGAGACCCUGUGUUCAGGGGCACGUACCAUGGCAAAAAUGUGCACGAGAAUGAUCUACAAGAUAUAAUCGAUCGAGCCGUUGAGGUUGGCUGCCGAAAGUUCAUGAUCACUGGCUCAGACUUGCGUGAGUCUCGGCAUGCCGUGGAUCUGGCGCGGGAACACUCAGGAUUAUGCUAUGCCACUGUCGGCGUACAUCCAUGUUCCGCAAAGCUCUUUGACUCCUACGCUGGAGGACCCGAGAAGUAUCUGGCCGAGAUCAAGGCCCUGGCACUAUCGGCCAAGGAGUCAGGCCAUGCCGUCGCCUUUGGAGAGAUAGGUCUAGACUACGAUAGGCUAUUCCUCUCGCCCAAGGAUCAGCAGCUAAAGUACUUUGAGGCUCAACUUGAAGUAGCCGUGGAGGUCCAGCUACCUCUUUUCUUACACUCACGAGCAGCAAGUGAAGAUUUUGAACGGCUGCUCUCUGCCCAGCUGCCACAGUUACCCAAGGGAGGCCUGGUACAUAGCUUCACCGGAACCGUCGAUGAAAUGCAACGGCUUGUAGCCCUCGGGUUGGACCUUGGGGUUAACGGGUGUAGCUUGAAGACUGAGGAGAACCUAGAAGUCGUCAAAGCCAUGCCGUUGGAUAAGAUACAAAUCGAAACUGACGGGCCCUGGUGUGAAAUUCGGCCAUCCCACGCGAGCUACAAGCACGUCAAGUCUACGCUGCCUAAAUCGUGCAAGAAAGAGAAAUGGCAGAAGGGAUGUAUGGUGAAAGGAAGAAACGAGCCGGUUGCUAUCGUUCGUGUCGCCGAAGUGAUUGCUGCGGUGAAAGGGAUAACGGUGGACGAAGUUUGUGAAGCCGCAUGGAACAACUCGGUUCGCAUGUUUGGACUUGGUGAAGUGGCCUGA